CAGAAUCACAAAAGCAAAUUCGUUGUUGAUAGCAAACUCCACCUGGACAUGUUGUCUAAUUAUAAAACUCAAAUCCCUAUUUCUCAGCAAUUCUGUUCAUUUAUGAUAACGAGAAAAAGUGUCAUCUCAGCACGUUGGUGAAACCAAGAAGAAGAAGAAGAACUUUGGGGUUUGGGUUGUGUGAAGGGAGAAGAGCUAUGGCACUGCUUUCUCUUUGACCAUUGCUCUCAUUCCUUCAACCACCUUUCAAUUUCCAAUUUUUAACAAAAGGGUCAUUGUCAAACUAUAUAAUAUAUAAUUUUUUUAUUAUAUAUUGGUAUGGCACAACAACAGGAACAUGAAGGAAAGCCUGAGUCUUCUUUGGAACCAGACAUGGGCACCAACUCCACCAUGAUUCCGUCAACUUCAUGGUUUACACCAAAGAGGUUACUGGCUAUAUUUUGUGUGAUUAACUUGUUAAACUAUUUGGACCGAGGAGCGAUAGCAAGCAAUGGGGUCAAUGGAAGUCAACGAACUUGUGAAGGUGGAACCUGCAAAUCUGGAACAGGAAUACAGGGGGAUUUUAACUUGAACAAUUUUGAGGAUGGAGUUCUAUCAUCUGCUUUUAUGGUUGGACUUCUUGUGGCUUCUCCAAUAUUUGCUUCUCUAGCAAAGAGUGUAAACCCAUUUAGACUUAUUGGAGUGGGAUUAUCAGUUUGGACCCUUGCAACCUUAUGUUGUGGAUUCUCUUUCAAUUUCUGGUCCAUUGCAGUCUGUCGCAUGCUAGUUGGUGUUGGUGAGGCUUCAUUUAUAAGUCUUGCAGCACCUUUCAUUGAUGACAAUGCCCCAGUUUCACAGAAAACGGCGUGGCUUGCGAUAUUUUACAUGUGUAUACCAGCAGGAUAUGCAAUUGGCUACAUCUAUGGUGGUUUGGUUGGAAAUCAUUUUGGUUGGCGUUAUGGAUUUUGGGUGGAAGCUAUAUUGAUGUCUCCAUUUGCUAUUUUGGGAUUUGUUAUGAAGCCUUUGCAGUUAAAAGGUUUUGCCCCUACUGAUUCAGAAAAGGCACUGACACUGGGGACAGUUGCAUCAGAAGUUUCAGAUGUGGGGGCUUCAAAUGGAAAAGAUGAAGCAUUGUCCUUGAAGGCAGAGUUCAGAGACAAAAGCUCACAUGAACCUUCCAGGUCAAAAUGCACAAUAUUAGAUCAGUUCUCAAGAUUUCUGAAAGACAUGAAAGAACUUUUGCUUGAUAAAGUUUUUGUUGUCAAUGUUCUAGGUUACAUAGCAUACAACUUUGUAAUAGGUGCUUACUCAUAUUGGGGCCCUAAAGCUGGUUAUAGUAUAUAUAACAUGACUAAUGCAGAUAUGAUGUUUGGAGGAAUUACUGUUGUAUGUGGAAUAUUGGGCACCGUAGCAGGAGGCUUUGUUCUUGAUUUCAUGACUAACACAAUAUCAAAUGCAUUUAAGCUUCUCUCAAUAGCAACAUUUAUUGGUGGUGCAUGCUGUUUUGGUGCUUUCUUAUUUAAAAGCCAGUAUGGCUUCCUUGCCCUUUUUGCUGUUGGUGAACUACUUGUUUUUGCCACUCAGGGUCCUGUGAAUUAUGUAUGUCUCCAUUGUGUUAAACCAAGUUUGAGGCCGCUGUCUAUGGCUAUGUCUACUGUUGCUAUUCAUAUCUUUGGAGAUGUACCUUCCUCACCUCUUGUUGGACUUAUGCAGGAUAAAAUUAAUAACUGGAGAACGACCGCAUUGAUUCUAACAACUAUAUUCUUUCCAGCAGCAGCAAUAUGGUUCAUAGGAAUAUUUUUGCCCAGUGUGGAUAGAUUUAAUGAAGAUAGUGAGCAUGAAGUAUCAAGCGUGGAAAGGACAAGCACGGCACCAUUGCUUGAAGAGAACACUGCUGAAACAUCAGCAUCUGGUCAAUCCCGAGAAUGCUGAUUUCUUUGUAUAUUUUGAUGUCUGUCCAACUAGAAUUUUUUUCACAUAGUGAUGAUGGCACAUUGAAAUGUAAAUAGCAUUCUUUUUUAAUAUUAUUAUUAUUUUACCAAAUUUGCAUUUUUUUUAUGUGUAAGUAACUUUUGCUUUUGGUAAAGGAGAAAUUAAUCACUAGUCUAUAUUGGUAGCUUGUAUCCUCUGCUCUGCUAGAGAUUAUUCACCAUCAUUCUUGGACAUAACGUUGUAAAUACAUGUGAUAUAUCAAUUAGUCCAAAAUUUACUUUGUUCA
Glycine soja is the source of this 2197-nucleotide messenger RNA. RefSeq names its product probable sphingolipid transporter spinster homolog 2. Gene Ontology annotation, molecular function: transmembrane transporter activity. The coding region runs from base 319 to 1911 and encodes 530 amino acids. NCBI's taxonomy places the organism in Eukaryota, Viridiplantae, Streptophyta, Magnoliopsida, Fabales, Fabaceae. Gene Ontology annotation, cellular component: membrane. The transcript is spliced from 16 exons. Gene Ontology annotation, biological process: transmembrane transport. The record is from RefSeq and is a predicted model, not a curated record.